GUACUACUGAGUAGUGUACGAGUCGAGUCGGACUCGCCGUACAUGUACCCGGGCCCGUACCCCUGUGUAGGUUUCCUUAUUAAAAGGCUACGUACGUUAGCAUACGCAACUUCAUAAUAAUAUAUUGCCGAUCUUCAGAAUGGAUGUUUGAAGAAUGAAGCAGUAAGGAUUACAUGUAGCUGACGAGUGACGAAUGCGAGUACAUGUUCUUGAGAUACAGCAGUUUGUGCAUCUCUUUCUGCUGUAAUCUUCAUGUCAUGGAUGAAGUCAGAGGUCAAAGUUGAGUUUCCAUCCCUUUGCAAGAACUGAGCAGUUUGGUGGAGUAUGGACAGCUGGAAACCAAACCCCAAGGCUCAACCGUUUAUUCCUAGGAGGCACCACAGUUUCUGUACAAGGGGUCAGUUCUUCAGAAGACUGGGCUCCAAAUUUUUUCAGUUUAUUUUGGUUGGUGUUCUGAUGACCACAGUCAUCAUCAAUAUCUUGUUCAUUGCUGACACUGGACGAAGGCUCAGGGAGGUGCAAUCUGAGGGAGGAGUUCAAGAUGAAGUGGUGGAGACAGAUUUGGUUUCCAAUGGCAACACAUUUGAUAAACUUCCCCAUCAAUUGGAAAUAGAGGUUCUGUCUAGUGACAAGAAGGCUGCAAUAUCUGUAGGGGGUACUCAGGUUGUAGAAGAGGAAGAGAAAGAUGUUGGGAGGGGCAUUCACAUCUUAGUACUAAACCAAGCCACUGGUAGUGUCAUGGCUAGGCGUGUCUUUGAUACCUAUGUGGCACAUGAAGAUGAGGCUAUGGUGUUGUUUCUUAAUAUGGUGUCUGAUGGAAGGAUACUGAUAUUCACCAUUAAGGAUGAGGGUACAUUUCAGCUAAAGGAAUCGGCCCGUGCAUUCCUGAAGACCCUUGGUAGUAGAGAUGCUGAAAAGAUGGGCUGGCGGGAUACUUGGGCAUUUGUGACUCAGAAGCAGAGGAAGCAUGGUCAUGCAUUUGCAGAGAUGCACAACAAAGCAGUUGACAUGAAUCAUUGGGGUUCUCCAGUCAUACUUAAGACUACCAUCAACCUUAUGUCAGUCAAAGAGAGUGAAUGCAGUUGGCCCGAUACAGAAGCAAAUCAAAGGAGACGUACCUUCUGUGAUCAACUGGAAGGAUAUGGAAGUCUUUGUUCCUGUGAUGCCCCAGCUCCUAUUGAAAUGAGACCAGAACAACUUAAGAACAACACGAUGUGGAAUAUUCCAGUGGUUGUAAUUGCCAGUAAUAGACCAAACUACUUGUAUCGUAUGCUGAGGUCACUUCUCUCAGCUCAUGGAGUGAAUCCCAAAAUGAUCAAUGUCUUCAUUGAUGGCUACUUUGAAGAGCCACUGGAGGUGACCAGACUAUUUGACCUCAAGGGAAUACAGCAUACACCAAUAGGAUCCAAGGCUGGCCGGAUAAGCCAACACUACAAGGCUAGCCUUACGGCUACAUUCUCUAUGUACCCGAAUGCCAAGUAUGCAAUCAUUUUGGAGGAAGAUCUGGAUGUUUCAGAAGACAUAUUUAGCUAUUUCAGUCAGACAAGUUACCUACUUGAAAAGGAUGAUAGCCUGUAUUGUAUAUCAUCCUGGAAUGACCUGGGUUAUGAGCAUACAGUUCAUGACCCUGCUCUGCUGUACCGUGUAGAAGGUAUGCCUGGUCUUGGCUGGUUGCUGAAGCGGUCACUGUAUAAGGAGGAGCUAGAACCUAACUGGCCCACACCAGAAAAGGUUUGGGACUGGGACAUGUGGAUGCGAUCACCCCAGGUGCGCAAAGGACGAGAGUGCAUCAUACCAGAUAUCUCCAGGACAUUUCAUUUUGGAGCUAGUGGUCUCAAUAUGAAUAGUCAUUUUCAGGAAAUGUAUUUCAAGAAGCAUCCUUAUAACACAGUGCCUCAUGUGAAGCUAAAAAACCUGGAAGGACUGACAAGAGAAGCGUAUGAAGACCUGAUGCAUGGGUUGAUCAGCAAGGCAACCGUGCUAGAUCACUCCUUAAAUCCCUGCGAUGAAGAACAUUUUAUACCAUACACCAAGGGCAAAUCUUAUGUCAUGUACAUCCAAAUGUACACUGACAGUGACUUUGAAACAUGGCUUGCUCUUGCAAGGUGCUUCCGUAUUUGGGAUCUGGAUGCCAGGAAUGUGCACAGAGCAUCAUGGCGACUAUUCAUGAAAGAAUCCCCAUUAUUUAUUGUUGGCUUCCCUGCAUCACCGUAUGCGAAAUACAAACCUGCUGAUGUGCAGCCCAUCUACCUGAAGAAAGAAACCAAGACCAAAUUACGCUGAGUUAGUACAGAUUUGUAGUGUGAAACUCUGCUCCAGUCUAGUAAGCUGUACCAGUGUGCCUCCUAUAGGACAGUCAAUCAGUCUAGCUUUGCAGGACAGCGUGGUAAUUCUCACCCUUGCUCUACCGUAACCUAGAGACGAUAUCAAGCCCAGACUAAGCCACCAACACCAUCCUCCAAUUGAAGUGAGUGUUGUGAAUUGGUGAGGCAGUGAAGUCCUUUCCUUGUACUGAAAUGAACAGUGACUCAGGACUUUGAAAGCUCUGACACAGGCAUAAAGGAAUGUAAUAAACGCUUGAGUCUUGAGUCCUGCAGCACAUACUUGUUCAUUGUUAGAUUUUGUUCAAAUGCGCCAAUACCUAUACCUUAGUGUUCAGGCUACACUGUCAGGUUCAAUAGACGUAUAUUUCACUUUAUCUGCAAGCAAACUUGAAUCCUCGAUCCUGAUUGGUCGAUCCAUGGCAACAAGCCGUGCUACAUAUAACCAUACCGCUCGGCCACGGUCCAUACCGCACUCCGCGUGUUGCGCUAUUCCAAGAUGCGCGCGCCAUUCCGUACAAACACGCAUGUGUAUAGGAUAAGCGCUGAAGUCUGUGUACAGCGUGCAUUUCAUCUUUAUUGUGCGUCAAGUUUGCUUGAAGAUAAAUUCGUUAUCGCGCUCGCGCUCGUGGAACACGGAAAAUGUAGU
This is a messenger RNA of Patiria miniata (bat star), 2970 nucleotides long. RefSeq names its product protein O-linked-mannose beta-1,2-N-acetylglucosaminyltransferase 1-like. The record is from RefSeq and is a predicted model, not a curated record. Gene Ontology annotation, cellular component: Golgi membrane. Gene Ontology annotation, molecular function: beta-1,3-galactosyl-O-glycosyl-glycoprotein beta-1,3-N-acetylglucosaminyltransferase activity. The transcript is spliced from 17 exons. Gene Ontology annotation, biological process: protein O-linked glycosylation via N-acetylgalactosamine. Bases 325 to 2283 code for a protein of 652 amino acids. Lineage: Eukaryota; Metazoa; Echinodermata; Asteroidea; Valvatida; Asterinidae.